Wyeomyia smithii (pitcher-plant mosquito) is the source of this 15632-nucleotide messenger RNA. RefSeq names its product sodium-dependent neutral amino acid transporter B(0)AT3. Gene Ontology annotation, biological process: sodium ion transmembrane transport. NCBI's taxonomy places the organism in Eukaryota, Metazoa, Arthropoda, Insecta, Diptera, Culicidae. The transcript is spliced from 10 exons. Gene Ontology annotation, cellular component: membrane. The coding region runs from base 897 to 3062 and encodes 721 amino acids. The record is from RefSeq and is a predicted model, not a curated record.
ACUUUCAUUCAUUCAAUCGGAUAUUGCCUACCGAAGGGCGACGACGAUCAACACGGGGUUUCUACUCAGCUGGAGGCAGAAUAUUUCACGGUUAUCAACAUUAUUUGCUAUCGUUCGAUUACUGUGAUCUAAAGUGAAAGGAGUGCCGUUCGGUUCGGGGGCUGAUAAGAAAUUAUCUAACCGUGGUUAGUUAACCCACCCGCUAGGUUUCUUCCCAGGCAGCAAGGAGCGAAGUGAAAAUUUGAUUCUGUAGAGUGAUUCUAUAGUGUUGUGUGUUAUAUAAUACCAGGCGCAAAACAAACGGAGUAGCAAAAAAAAACAGUGGAAGGAUUUCGUCCGUGCGUAGGCUAGAAGAACCACACGGAUAAUUUUCUCUGUUGGUUGGAAUGCCAAUGUGCUGUGAUUGAAGGGUGAAGUAGUUAGUUUACGCAAAACUUCCUGUGUGGGCAGCAUUUAAGGUGAAAGGAACAGCUAAACAUUCUGUUUCUAGUAAACUUACUAUCUAUCAACCUACUUACAAGCACUAUUAGUAUCAGAGAUUGACACUACCGCACAAAACUUUCAAUUUAGCACAAUGUACGAUUUGAUGUUCUAAGCAAGGCUCGACGCACAGUUUAGCACAAGCACACUCUGCACCGGCACUAACAAGAACCACCUUCUUAAGGCAAUGCAACACACAUAUUUGCACCAUUAGCACCACCAACGCUCACCGUAGAAACCGUGUUAGGAUUUCGCAGCAUUUGUGUUGCAUUCAGUGCACCUUGUCCCCAUACGUGCAUGCGAGAACACGUAGUCCGUGAACGGUUCGUAGUGAUCAAGCGUUGAAGUUUUGGAACUGUCCCGCAUCCGUCGGCGUAGAAUCGACACACACACACACAGAAUUCGGUGUGCCCAUAAUGGCCAACACGGCGCAUUUAUUUCGCAGACAAAGCUCCCGGGAUCUGAUCCAGCAGGCGACGGUUCGAAGCUUGGAUGAGCUUGAGCUGAGGGAACUGCGAAGUCGACUAGUCCGGGCAGAGAAUGGAAACCGCAAUGUGGUAUACGGGGCGACUAAUCAGGCCUUUGUGGCCGACAUUGAUCCACCGAUGGGUAGGAUUCUGGACUUGGGACCGAGUUCAGCGCCACCCACCGCAACAGGACCGAUUGGGAAGCUGUCUACCCAAACUUCCGUUAUCGAUCAGGUCGUUGAAGAGAGUGUGGUUCCGGAGCGACAGGAUGAUGAACGGGAAAGUUGGGACAGCAAGUGGACCUUUCUGCUGGCAACCAUCGGAUACGCGGUUGGUUUGGGAAAUGUUUGGAGAUUCCCCUAUCUGGCACAGAAAAACGGAGGAGGAGCUUUUCUCGUUCCGUACUUUGUAAUGUUGCUGCUGCAAGGUAUUCCCAUCUUUUACCUGGAGCUGGCGAUCGGACAGCGUCUCAGAAAAGGUGCCAUCGGAGUUUGGCAUGAAGUGUCCGCCUAUCUGGGCGGAAUCGGAAUCUCGUCCGCCUUCGUGAGCUACAUUGUGGCGCUGUACUACAAUACGAUCAUCGCGUGGUGUUUAAUUUAUCUGCUGCAUAGCUUCGAAUCGCCACUUCCGUGGGCCGAAUGUCCCAAGCGGUUUUACAAGAACUUCACGUACGACAUAGAGCCCGAGUGCGUGGUUUCGUCUCCCACCAAGUAUUACUGGUAUCGGGAAACACUGAUGGCAUCGCCAAGCGUUAACGAACCGGAGGAGGUGAAUUACAAUGUGGCCAUUGCGUUGAUUACAGCUUGGUUUUUGGUGUACAUGUGUAUGGUCCAAGGUAUAACCGAAUCGAGCAAGAUCGUCUACGUGACGGCAAUCUUCCCGUACGCGGUGUUGAUCAUAUUCUUCUUCCGAGGAAUCACUCUGAAGGGAGCCUCGGACGGAGUGCUGCACCUAUUCACCCCCCGUUGGGAAUCGAUCCUCGAGCCGGUGGUGUGGCUGGAAGCCGGAACGCAAAUCUUUUUUUCGCUGGGGCUCGCUUUCGGUGGACUAAUUGCGUUCAGCUCGUACAAUCCAGCCAACAAUAACUGUUAUCGAGACGCACUGGUGGUGUCCUUCACCAACUGCAGUACUUCCAUGUUUGCUGGCGUGGUCGUGUUUUCGGUCAUCGGGUUUAAGGCAACUUCGAUAUUUGACUCUUGCAUGGAGGAACGAACCGCACUUCUGGCGGCGAACAAAACUUUUAAUCUGCCGGUUUGUGACCUGCAGAAGGAACUCGAAAACAGUGCCUCUGGAACUGGUUUAGCGUUCAUAAUUUUCACCGAAGCCAUCAAUCAGUUUCCUGCAGCCCAAUUCUGGGCGGUCCUCUUCUUUCUGAUGCUGUUCACGCUUGGAAUUGACUCUCAGUUCGGCACGCUGGAGGGAGUCACGACCUCGCUAGUGGACAUGAAACUAUUUCCGAAUCUACCGAAGGAAGUUAUUACCGGGGGGUUGUGCUUCUCCUGCUGUGUUCUAUCGAUGUGCUUCGCUAAUGGAGCAGGCAGCUACAUCUUCCAGCUUAUGGACAGUUUUGCCGGUAAUUACACUCUGCUAAUUAUUGCAUUCUGCGAAUGCGUUGGCGUCAGCUACAUCUACGGACUGAAAAGAUUCGCUGACGACAUUGAACUAAUGACUGGUUCCCGGCCGGGUCUCUACUGGCUGUUGUGUUGGAAGUAUUUAUCCCCGAUUGCGAUGUUGACCAUUCUGGUAGCCUCCUUCGUGGAGCUGGCCUCGGAAGGUAGCAGCUAUCCAGGCUGGAAUGAACUGACCGGCAACACCGAUCGUCUCGAGUGGCCUCACUGGUGCAUCGUGGUCGCGAUCCUACUGAUUAUGGUGUCAAUUUUGUGGAUUCCCGGUGUCGCCAUCUGUCGGUUAUGCGGCAUCAACAUAAUAGAAGACUCGGAACCGGCCUGGUUCCCGACGGCAGAACUGCGGGAUGUACAUGGUAUUGUUCCUCACGAACCAACUGAUAUCGAAGUAUCGCUAUUCUGUAUACGACCGGACGGUUCGGAAGGCUUAUGCUGUCCCACGUAUCACGGACCACGCGAGAAGCCUUUGGAAGAGGAUGAAGAGGAGUAAGCAGACGGGAACUUGGCCGUGUGAGUAGUCCAUUAGACAAUAAGUGAAAUCCAGGUCCUAUACACUUGAAUGGUGGAUCAAGCACCAUUGCAAAACACGACGACUAUUGUAGUCCGAGAGAGACAAUAUAUUAGAUAGACAAGUUCAUUGCACCCGCAGGUCGCGGUUUAGCGAAGUUCGGAAUGGAGCACAUUCAAAUUAUUUAGAGACUAUCAAGUAAAGAGAUUAGAAUAAUGCAAUGAUCUUACGGAAAAUGCUCGUCAAAUAUUCUCCGCUGUUCCAAAAAAUGCAGCGUUAUGGUAAAAUUUCGCAGAUAAACUUCUUUUAAUAGUUAGUACAAUAUUUUCGAAUAUUUUAACUAAGUUAGACUCACUUUUGGGUCAUUUAUAGGAGAUUUUUAACCUGCAUGGCUCACUUUUUGCCAUUUUUUUAAAUGUUCACCCCUUUUUUGUCACAAUUUAGAAACAUUUUAAACCUAUUUGAACCAUGUGUCUCUUUGAAAGUUUCAAACCUUUCUUACAAUUAAAUGUUAGAGCAAAAUAGUGUUUUUUUUUCAAUAUAAAUCUUUUUUUUUAUUCAAACAUAGAAAAAAACUUUUGGUUCAAAGUUGCUGCAACAAUGCGGAUCAACUUUUUCCUCAAUGAACAAAGAUAAAAAAAGUUAGGCAUCUGAUUUCAUCGAAAAUUUUGGUUACCUAAUUUUUAAUAACAUGGAAAUAAUCAUAUGUAACAACUUCGUAGAAGAAAGUUUUUCUCUAGAAUAUUGCUAUCGAAAUCUAGAUCAAAAUUUCCCUCUGCACUCGGUUUCUGGACCAUUGUGUAUUGGAUUUCAAAAUGGCCAAAUGAAAGUGAUUCUAACUUUAGAACACUUUCAUCCCGAGUCACACAGGGUACGUUCGACUAGUAUUAAAAGAAGAAUGCACAUGAAAUGUGGUCUUAUGGCUGCAAAUAACAGUCAUAGGAAGUAGGAAUUACAGCACAAAUUUCACUACCGUCUGCAAAUCGUGCAUGUGCAAUACAAGAUGUAAGAAGAAUGGCAUCACAUGGUAUUGGUGCAUGUGAUGGUAUCAGUGACUAACAUAUAACAAGUGAUACGAGAUUAAGAAAGACUAGAGAUAUGGAAAUCGCUAAGAUACUCGUUGACUGGGUGCCAUUCAACAAGUUAAACAACAAUUUAAUUGUCGGUGUCAUAGCUGAAACACUUUCAUUUCAAACCUAGAUUCGCUCUAAUUUCGCACAACGUGUCCAAUCACGAAACUAUGUAAUCUCGAGAUAAUAUAGUUUCGUGAUUUACUUCAACUUCUUUAUUAUUUAUGAUAAGUAUUCUAAUAAAUCAGUACGCCUCAAACUGUCUUGCAGUACGGUCUUAUUUUACCAAAAGCUCGAGGCUUAUUCUUAGUCUACCAAGAUGUAUUGGAAAUUUACCAAGAUGUUUUGGAAAUUUUCCGCGCUUUCAGCAGGUUAAAAGUAAUGAGUACAACCAAAACAAACUGUAGUCAAUACUAUUCAUGAAAGUAAUUAAAAGUCUUUCAAUACUGUUCAGGUGUCACCAACAUCUCCUGUAGCUAGUGUGUCCGUGGAUAAUACUUCAAAUUGAAACAGCCUUUUGUGUUUGGUGUAGAAGAGUCUGCCAGUUGUGAUUUGGGUAGUCCCACUCCUAAGAAGAUGGACUACAAACAACAAUCCUUAAUGUUAUUGUUCGCUGUGGUGUACAGUAACUAGAAGAAAGCUCUUUAAAUUUGUUGGUGAGAAUUUUCAACAGAUGCUUUUAAAAAAAGUUGCAAAGUUAAAAAUGUUUAAGUCACUCCAAUAAUAAUACAUGAAAAGAAUCUAGCUUAAGCAUCAAGUUAUUGGCCAAUUAGUUUAGGUACUCUCAUCUAUAAACAAACUUUUUGAGAAAGAAAUCAAUUUUUGGAAACGGAAGUCUGAAUUUCGCCAAGGGUUUUCAACUAAUCAUCAGUUACUUAGAGUAACUAAUAAAUCUGAAGGCUGUUCGUCUAGACAUCGAAAAGGCAUUUGGCAGUGCUUGGCAUAAAGGUUUAAUAGCUGAAAUAUCCGCUUUCCGUUUCUCUCUUCACAUCACACAAAUGAUACAAAGUAUCACUGACCGCACUCUUCAGAUUUUCUAUUCAAAUGGUAAAUUUGAUAGAGCUGAUGUACCUCAAGGAACUAUGUUGGGCCUAAUCUUAAAUGAUGUUUUUACUUGUGAUCUUGCUGAUUUAUAUUCAGAAUGUGGGAAGUAUUCAUUCUGAGACGGUACAAGCAUUUUCGUAAAUGGAAAAAGCCUUCCUGUCAUGUGCAGUCGGCUGAAAAAAAGUCUAAAUAUAUUUUCAUCAAACUUGCAGAAAUGGAAUGCACCUAAUGCAGCAGUUCUCUACCUUUUUUGGUCCGCGUACCGCUUGGCGAUAUUUUCCAAAUCAAUUGUACUCCUUGGCUUGGAAUGUUCUCGCAGCGUAGGAGAGAGUAGUGGUAGAUCAUGUUGUGGUAGUCUAAUUAAGGUUUCAAAUUGAACUAUGGUUGUUUGAUUGCUACAGUCAUGUUUUAAGAACAAGAUUGAACAACAAAUGAAGUAUUAUGAAGAAAAAUUGUUUUGUCUGUCAUUACUGAUUUUUCUUUUGCGUACCCCCUGAAGGCUUUCGAGUACCCCCAGUGGUACGCGUAUUCCAGGUUGAGAACCGCUGACCUAAUGCAUCAAACACAGCAAUUAUUUUUGCUCAUAUGCCAAAAGCUAAUUUCUCAAACCCACCUAUAAUUGUAAGGAUGGACGGUGCUAAUUGGUCUUAUCAAGUUGAAUACUUAAAGCUAAAUUUUGAUAAGAAUCUUACUUUCAAAGACCAAUCUUUAUAUCCAUCAUCUUCCUACGUAACUACAUUUCGGCCAAAAAAAAGACGAAGACACAGUUUUGCGCAAUUCAUGCAUUGAUUCAGACAUUAACCGAAGUUGAAGAGGUUUAUUGUAUGCCUCAUAAGGUGGACGGGUUGAAUAAGGGAAAGUGAUGCUCCAUAAACUUUGAUCACUGUGAUGGAGCUUACUAAGGAUUACUGUUUGCUAGAUCCAUAGCACCUUUCAAUUGCUGACUCCAGUUUUGUUCCUCAGGAACCGUGUAACUUCCAUCGUCUUCGUGACAAAGUGUGCCUACUUAACCCUCUAGUGCCCAAGUUAAUUUCUAGACGGGUUUCUGUAAAAUCAUUAUGAAUAAACACUUUUUACGUAUUUAUUGAAGCUUUUUAGAGGGUUGACUGGAGCCCGCCAAAUGGCGGCAUUGGGCACUAGAGGGUUAAUGGUCCCGGCAGCAAUAUGGUCCUCGAUAAAGUAGUGCUUGAAGUCGAUAUAUUGUUGGCUAGCCCGGUACCAGAUCUGCUCGUGUCUUGCAAUUGAAUUCCUCUAGAAUUUCGGCCAACCAGAUUGCUUCGAAUACAACUGCGCUCCAAUGUUGUUUGUUGGAACCUUCACAUGUAACUCACUGGUAGUACAGAUCAGGGCGGACACAUAACAUCAAACACAUAGUGCUGCCCAUCAGGUCUCGAUAUGGAUCAACUAAAGUUCUUUUGUUCUCGUAACUCUCUGUCUUGAUCCUCUACGCGAUUCAAAGGGGCUCGAGAGUAUCGCCGAAACGCGCACGUAGCACAUCACUUGCGCCAUGGUGCCCUAGAUCAGUCGAGUCAAUUUAUCGGGAAAUCCGUUGUCGUGCAUGAUCUGCCAUAGCUGUUCUCGAUCGACUUAAUCAUAGGCCGCCAUGAAAUCGAUGAAAAUGUGAUGUGUGGGUACGUUGUAUUCGCAACUUUUGUGCAAGAUCUGUUGCAUUGAGAAGAUCUGGUUCGUGAUGGCACGGGCCUCCUUGAAGCAAACUUAGUACUGGCCCAAGAAACUCCUGGUUAAAGGUGAUAUACGACGGAACAGGAUCUGUGAGAGUAUUUUGUAGGCGGCAUUUAUUAGCGAGAUACUGCGGUAGUUGCGGCGCUCCAGUUUGUCGCCCUUUUGAAGAUGGGGCAGACGACUCCCUCCAUCCACUCGUCAGUCAGUUUUUCCUUCUCCCAAACAUUUGAAAUGAUCCAUUGCAGCGCUCUAGCCAGCACCUCUCUCCAUGCUCACAAAGAACUGCAUGAACAUCGGUGGCUAGUACUCGGUCAUCUACUGCUGGUGCUCCUAGGUCAGUUCCUGCUCCGCUCCUGUUAACUGUUUCGUCAUCCAAGUGUUCAUCGAAGUACUCUUCAUACCUGUCGACCACGAUGACACCCCGUUAAGCAUACAGACGCGAGGCAUACGGGCGCGAGGCAUAGUACGCUAGGCAUAAUGGACGGCAGGCAUACGGACACGUGGCAUAUGGACGCGAGGCCGAAUGGACCCGAGGCCAAAUGGACCCGAGGCCAAAUGGACCCGAGGCCAAAUGGACCCGAGGCCGAAUGGACCUAAGGCCGAAUGGACGCAAGGCCGAAUGGACGAGAGGCCGAAUGGACGCAAGGCCGAAUGGACGCGAGGCCGAAUGGACGCGAGGCCGAAUGGGCGCAAGACCAAGGGGAAGUGAUGCGGAAUACGUUAUUAUCGUCAUCAUUAUCAUAGCCUUCUUUUAACAGCAUGUAUUUCGCUUCAAAGUGUCAUUUGGAAAGCAAUACACUCGCGGCCUUCGGCCGACUCGCUGCUCGAGCGAAUGCUGUCCUUACUCGCUAACGCUCGUUCGGAAUUAACUAAGGGAAAGAAACUCUGUUUGAGUAGACCUAGCACACCAAUAGAUCAGUUGUUUGAGUGCGAGAGGCCGCCGCUUCCGACGGCAGAUCGGCGGCCGGCUUUGACUGCGAAAACCACGGCGGCUUAGUGCCGCCUCGUUUCCUUGCCCUCGAUUAUGCGUCUUCGCCGCAUGAUUUCAAGAAAAGUAUUAUGCCCAACUUAACCGUUAUGUACUCGGCAAUUUUAACACACGUAAGUACUCGGCAGGGUACCCGGGUACCCACCAAAAUGAAAUGCUUCUUACUUUUUCAAUUCUUGACCUAUUUUCGAUCUCGACCAGUCAAAAGAUUGGAAAAUUUGUCUUUUUUUAUUAUAAGGGACCUAAAGAGCCAUUGGUCCCCAUAUAGUUUUCGUAAAUCCGGAUUUUCAGGACCAUGUUCAAAAUCGGGAAUCUGCUGCGAAAUGGCCAUUUCGGACAACUUAUCAAAUGGACUUAUCAAAAUGAAUGAAAAUCAACUCCUGGAGUGGUUUCAUGAUUUUCGAUACCAAUGUUGGUCGUUUUUUUCGACAAUUGUACUAAUUUGUCUCACCGGAACAUGCUCUCGAAGAUCCGGAUUUACAGGAACCAGAUGUAGUCACUGGCUCAUGUCGGUCUCGGAUUCUAAGAGUAGACAGAUUUUUCAAUCUUUUGACAGACCAAGAUCGAAAAUCGGACAAGAAAUGAAAAAGUAGGAAGCAUUUCAUUUUGUGGGUACCCGGGUACCCUACCGAGUACUUAUGGGGUAAAAAAACCGAAGCCUUCCCCUUCGAACCCCCCCCCCCCCCCUCUGCUGCUAUAAACAGUCUGAUGAUGGGAUAUGGUUUAUUUCCACUAGUUAGGAGCAUUCCCCAAGUUUCAGGUGACUGGAUUGAGGUUAUCCUUGUUUUUUAAAACAUUAAAGUCUGAAAAGGUACCCGGGUAUCCUGCCGAGUACAUAACGGUUAAACUCUUUAGGAAUAUAUUCACACCUGAACUACAUAAUUGAAUCUCAUGCGAUCGUACAACAUCGAAUUCGGCCUCGCGUCCAUUCGGCCUUGCGUCCGUUAUUCCUUGUGGCAGUAUGCCUCGUAUCCAUUAUGCCUCACAUCCAAUAUGCCUCGCGUCUGUAUGCCUAGCAUACUAUGCCUAACAUCCAUAUGCCUAGCGUCCAUAUGCCUCGUGUCCCGUCCCCGUCGACCAGCUAGUUGACAUCGGUGUGAAGGUUCUUAUCCGCGUCGUUGCACAUGUCGUAUUGUGGCACUGGCACGGUACAGCUGCUUCAGCUCCUCAUGUUCAUGGUCCUCCUGCUCGCGCUUCUUUCGUCUGAGAAUCGUGGUCAUGUCGUUCCGUGCCCGUUUAUAAUUGGCCUUGUUCUCUCUCGUUGACCUGCCCAGGUAAACCGCCCAGGUUUUGUCUUCCACCGCCUUCUCGCACUUCCCAUCAUACCAGUUCUUUCAGCCAUUCGGUGCUUCCACUCCUAAUCGCCGUCACGGUCUUUCCGAUAACUGUGCGAAUGCUGCACCAGCCGUCUUCGAGACGUGGGUAGUACCGCUUCGAGCUGUUACGCGUAUUCCUCCGCAGCCUUUGAGUCCCGAAGCUGAUUGAUGUUGAGCCGCGGGGUUCGACGAUGUCGCACGUGGUAUACAGUCAAUAUUUACUUUACGAACUAAUUUCAUUUUUUGUCAUAUUGACUUACAUUUUAAGUUUAGUAAAGCGGGCAAUGUAUGUAGUUUCGCGGGAAUGCGAAGAUGAACGGGAAUAGAAGGUGUGACUAGACUUAGAAAAAAUUUCCCUCGUCCAGACGGGACUCGAACCCGCAAUCUCCGUUGUCUCCGGCAAGGUGUUUUGGCCAAUUAAACUACUGGGUAAGGUUAACUCUUCCUAAGACCAAUGUCGAAUCACCCUCUACUAUUGUGUUCCCGCAUCUCAGCACGCCGCGAUGAAACUGCACACGCUGCCCUGUGGAAGUUUAUUUCUGUAACUGAGAGAGUGGUCUCUUUACGUACACUAUUAUAUCUACAGCGACGCAAGCGAUGAGGCACGUCAGUUGGUGGCCAACUCCCAUGGAAGGCGUAUCACGGAAGAGCUCCGUUGUGCUAAUUUUACUUUACGAACUAAUUUCAUUUUUUGUCUAUUGACUUACAUUUUAAGUUUAUAAUAAGUAAUUAUACAUAGUGUGCGUAAAGAGACCACUCUCUCAGUUACAGAAAUAAACUUCCACAGGGCAGUGUGUGCAGUUUCAUCGCGGCGUGCUGAGAUGCGGGAACACAAUAGUAGAGAGUGAUUCGACAUAGGUCUUAGGAAGAGUUAACCUUACCCAGUAGUUUAAUUGGUCAAAACACCUUGCCGGAGACAACGGAGAUUGCGGGUUCGAGUCCCGUCUGGACGAGGGAAAUUUUUUCUAAGUCUAGUCACACCUUCUAUUUCCGUUCAUCUUCGCAUUCCCGCGAAGCUACAUACAUUGCCCGCUUUACUAAACUUAUACAGUCAAUAGUUUUAAGAGCAAAGAUAUCGCAACUAGGUAGUAGUCCGAGCCAAUAUCCGCACCGCGAUUGGUGCGUACGUUUGUAAUGCCUGAGAAGACCCAGCCGUCAAUGAGAACAUGGUCAAUUUGGUUUGCUGUACGUUGGUCAGAUGGUUUUGGGGAUGUGCUUUCAGGGAAAGAAGGUACCUUGGACUGUCAGUCCUCGAGAAACUGCGAAGUUGACGCAUUGCUAGCCGUUGUCGUUCGCCACGGUGUGCAGGCUGUAUAUGUCUUCCUUACCCAUUUGAGCGUUCAUGUCCCCGAUGACGAUCAUGAUGUCUCUACGCGAGCAACUAUCGUCGAGUUUCUCCAGCGGUGCAUAGAAUGCUUCUUUAUCUACAUCGGGUCUUCCUUCGUGAGGGCAAUGCACUUUGACAAUAGUGUAGUUGUAGAACCGGCCUUUCAUUCUCAGCAAACACAACCUGUCACUGAUCGUUCAGCGAAAUUCAGUUCUAUGUACCGAGCUUCCAAUCGUCGUACUUAUUUCGUCGCCUAGGUCGAUGCCGAUAGUUCCAGUUCGUAUUCAAUUCUUGAUUGGUCGAUUUUUUUUUUGAUUUUUUGGCAUGCUGCCUUACUAGAGCUGCGGAUGCCUAGUCUCUCGACGAGGCUGCUGUCUUGGCUGUAGCUGGCGAGACACCGUAUUUCAUAAUUCAGCCAUCCGCUCUCGGUUAGACGCUGCUUGAGCCGCCCCUAACAUGAAAAACAAAGGCUCAGGCAAGCUGCCCUCCUAAAAAACAGGCAUGGUAUUCCCAGUUAAACUAAGUGUUUUUUUGCUGCUUACGUUGGUCUCCAGCGAAUGCGGCGGUUUUUUUUUAUCAUUGCUAUGUACCCUGUGCAAAGGCUUCGACUCGUUGCUCAGCAACCGAGUUUUCGUCACUUCGUUUGUCAGCUCGUUUUCCAUGAGGCGAUCAUACACUCUCUUCAAGUGUGGAAUCAGCCACCCGAAGAUUGCGGAGUCUUGAACUGGAGACGAUCGAUCUACUUCCGAAUUUUCUACAGUUAAGCACCAUUUAAAAUGACGUGUUCUAUAGGAAUAAACUAGAUUUAAACGCUGCACAGAGGAAGGAGCUUGGCUGACCACCUAGAUUAUGGUAUUUCCUAUGUAAAAUAGGUCAAUUAAUCCAUUGGUGACGGUUUCUUCCCGCGCAGGGUCUAUUUUGCCUCUGUUCACCCUAAAUUUACGUGAUUUGGGGUUUCCUUUGUUGUAGUUACGAAUCCCGCUGAUAUUUUGACCAAAAAUUAACAAACCCACGAACAAAUUACCGGUGGACUAAAUAGAGAUGGUUUCAUUUUUUUUUUCGUUAUUUUGUUAGCAACAAUGAAGGUGAGGGCCAACGGCAAAACGAUUUUUAACAGAGAUAUUAAAAUAAAAGGACUCGAUUCAGCUUCCAUUAUUGCUAUAACGGUUGAACAAUAAUAACAAAAACUUAUUUUUGUAAAAAAUUCUUGCAAUAAAAUUUUAUAAAAAUUCAUUGAGUUGGUUUACAACUUUAAAUAUUUACAACUUUAAAUAUUAAACUUGAAAGUGCAAAAACGCCGAAUUUUUAAAAGAUCAUUGGAGUUUAUAUAAAUCAUUUUGGCUUCCAACAUUUGGUUUUAAUGAGCUUUUGAAUAUAUUCAGUUUUGGUUUGAAAUAUAUUAUAAAGGAUGUAAGGAAGUAUAAUAACACAAUCAAACAUUUUCUUCAUCGCAAAAUCAUUGUUAAAAAAUCUUAUUUAGUAACGAAAUCUGAUAUUUUAAAUCCUACGAGUACAAAAAGUGAGAUAUAUCAGUAGGUAUCAUCGCUUAUUAAAUUUACUUUUCAUUGAUGCAAUGAAGAGCAAUAAAGGUAUGGUGAUGCACGAUGCUCGUCAUGAACUGAGAGAGAUAUUUAGUUGCGCGGUCGGAGUUCAGAAUAAUAUACGGUGAUUGGUUUAAUUGUUCUGAAAUUUGCAAGAACCAAUCAACCACGUUGAAAACGUACGACGAACUUUGAAGAGCAUGAAUAACUUGCAUCAUGAUGUGUAUGAACAUUCGCUACAUAGGGUAACCGCUCCAUUAUCCAUCUCAACAGCUAGCUGCACUAUAGCUUCAUCUUACUUCUCUCAUUUAUCCAACUCACCGUCAAAUUUCUACAAAUUUUUGAAAGUAAGUCUAUUUGCUUAUCGAUUUUAUCAAGUGAUUGAAAGCUUUACGUUUGAAAUAUGGUAAAAUUUGACGAUAAAAUGAUCAAAGAGGCGCGAUGCGAUGAAUAUAGGUACUGAGUUGAAUAUAGGAGCGAUUACCCUAGCAUAGUGACUUUCGUACAGAACUGUGAUUUCGAUUUAUACGAACGAUCAAAGGUAACCUUGGAAUUGAAUGUGAAAGCUCUUCUUUGAAUUUGAAUUUCCAUCAUUUUCAAUUUUUUAGUACAUUUUCCCAACUUUUUUUUGCGUGUAAACUCGACGCACGCAAAAAAUCAUGCAAAUUUGUCAAGCCGUUCCCGAGGUAUGCGAUCGCAAACGAACAGAAAUUGAUUUUUAUUAAUCAAAUAAACAUAAUCAUAUGACAAUCCACGUAUUAAUAAGUUAGCGAUUAGCGAAAGUUCCGUUAAUAUGGGUUUAGCGUUUAGCGUUUAGCGAUUAUCGAGUCAAAUUUUCCAGUUAGCACAUUAGCGAUUAGCGUCGCUAAGCCACUGGUAAUAUUCAAUAUUAAAAAACGUGGACAUUUUCAAUGUUUAAAGAUCCAGAAAAUCACAUAGAAAUCGUUUCACUUACUUGCGGACUAUGGAAAUGAAAUAAAAUUUUUACGUCGGAAAUGCUAUAUUUCAGGUUGCCAGCCCAGCGGCUAUUAUUUAGUGGUAAUUUGAAUCCCGUUUUCCUCACUGUGCUCUGUGUAUAUAUUUAAGUAACAAAGCCUAAAACUCGGUAGCACAGUAUACAAAUUUUAUACAGGCAUCAACAACAGAAAAUACGAAUGCCUUGUUUAGUUAUAUAUUUCUUGAGAAUAAAUAUAAUUUUCCGAAGAAUAUUUUUGCAUGUAUAUUUCUUCACAAAACUAUAUCCGUCCUCUAAAACUCGAUUUGUAGAGAGGUUUACGCUUACAAAAAAAAAAGGUAUUAAAACUGUUCAAAUAUGUUUUUGGAAAUCUUUAAGUUUUUAUCAUGUUUUCUAACAGUAUCUAGAACAGUAUCUAGAGUACAGUACAUAUCUUUGGUAUAAAUCUUAUGAAAAUAAAUACAAUCCGCUAAUUUGAAGCCUUUUCAAAAUAACGAGUGUUCAUAACGUAGUUUUCAUACGAAUUUUGGUAAUAUCUAAAGUUUUUUUUCAAAUGCAUGUCGAAUCUUCAUCGAGAAAAUAAACGCGAGCGAACCGUUUCGAUCAAAUGGGAGAUGAAGGAUAAGAAUUAAAAAGAAUAACGUUUUGCGUUGGUACGAAUUUGUCGAACAAUCGCCGUAAUUCGUUUGGUUGCUUGUUUAUAUAUCAGUUAUGAAGUUUGUUUCACAACCAACGUUUGGAUACCCAAACUUAUUGAAUAUUUUAACUGGCAAUGGAAAUAUUUGACAAGCAUAUUCUAGUAAGCUAGCAGCAGCACAGCUAAAUCAUACCAUAGUUACAUAAACUAUUACUAGAUUGAAUGCUAAGAUGUAAAUGUUGAUUGUAGUGUGAACUAUCAGAAUCAAAAGUUAAAGUUAAGCACAAAGCUAUUAUAUCUAUUGCCAACCAGUAAACAUUAAAAGUAAACCGGUGCGAGUAUGUUCUACCAAAUAUCCUUAUAUCAAUAGGUGGACCCACAAGUGCCCAUCUCAUAUCAGCUAGAAUGCACAGUGAAAAAAAAAUGCAAGAACGGAAAAAUCCCUCGAACUAAGACUAUACACCACCAUAACGAAUCAAAGCCAAACAUUUUAGACCUUUACAUAGUACGUAAUACGUAAGACUAGUGUGAACACGAAAUUGGUUUCUCUUGAUUAACAGCCGAACAAUAAUAUGAUUACCGAGCGUGAUAAAGUGACAGUGUUUAACAGUUAGAAAACAGUUAGAAAACAGUUAGAAAACAGUUUUGUUUUUCGUUUAAAAAUACACUCAAACGUCAGAGCAAGUAGCUGUGAAAAAGAUGCAAACGAAAAACUUGAAAAAAAAAAAUAAAACAAUGGGAAUCUUAAAACUGAUCAUAUUUAUAAUCGAACGUACAGAAAUUAUUAUACAGCAUUAAAUCGCACACAUUCUUAGUAAAAUAGAGAGGAGAUGAAAAGACGACUGUUUAAAGGCAAUAUACCUGUAUAAAUUUACAUAUACAUAUAAAAAUACGUAUAUUUAAAGCAGAUCAAACAAAAAAACUAUUAGAUGUAUAUGAUUGCCAACACAGGUAAGGAUUAACUAUUAACGUGGCUGUUUCGAUUUUACUCCUAGAAAACGAGCAGGGGUUGAUUAGCUGCAAGCGUUUAAACACCUGCUGUAAUAAGUUCAAUAUAUCAAUGUUUUGAGAAUUCUAUAAAUCAUUCACAAACACAAAACGUUUCAACUGACGCCAGGUUAUUAAAAUUUCUGUCCCCCUCCGAAGUAGGUUUCCUAUACUGUUAAGUAACACACCUGUUAAGUGAUUAACCGAUUCCGUCUUUCUGUGAUGCCAUAGAAGCUAAUGUUGUUGUUGAUUACUGUAAUUUUUACGUUAGCACGUGCACCGGCUAGGGUUGAUGAGGAGACAACUUGUUAAACUGUUUAGCGACGGGCCACUUAUCCCGAGGCCUGCCCGUCUGUCAGUGUGUGUGUGUGGUUGUGCUAAUAAGAUUACUUUCCAAACGCGACUAUCGUUGACUAGCGUCCACCGUAACCGAGCAUGGCUAAGUGUUAUCAUAAUUAUGCACGCCUCCCUUUUUACGUAUAUGAAGUAAACCUUACCCCUUUGAUUAGAUUUAACCUAGUUUUUUGCAAAUCUGAUCGAUUGGUUUACAUCCUGAAAGCUGAAACUGUCGAAGAUAAUAUGAAACUAAUUUUAGGAAAAUGUCGGCACGAUCCACAACGGGUGAAGGCAAAAUGAGGCUGGUGGUAAAUAUGUGGAAAAUUAGUAUACUAUAAAAGAAACAUUUGUUUUAGUAGUCGAUGAGCCGAAGAAGACAAUAACAAAGUUAAUCUAUAUGUACAGGAUACAAUAAUAAUUAGCCUUUUCCUAGCAUUACCUAGCGCAAGCAGAAUCUCAUCGAACAAAAACAUUGAAAAAAUCAUGUCGUGUCUCAACUGUCAUCAACGCUAGAGUGACUUGAAACUGAAACAGUUAGUGGACUAUACCGGAAGAUUGUGAUUUACGUUGUUGUACUAUUUUAAUCUUGUUGCAGCACUACAGAAACAAAAAAAACACAACAUAAAGGGAAAUAAAGUCAUACAUUGUCGAAAAUGAAAGGAUAAAAA